AUGCGAGGCGCAGCGCGGACGAGAGGAAAGAAAGCGGACUGCGAAGCGCCGAGGGGGAGGGUAGGCGCCCGAGCUGAGAUGAGCCGAAGAAAGUCUCCGAGACGGGAGAGGCGCCUUCCAAAACAAUCGGGAGCGCCUAGGCGAGGCGCAGCGCGGACGAGAGGAAAGAAGGCGGACUGCGAAGCGCCAAGGGGAAGGGUUUUCGCCGAAAAGGAUUUUGGGGGAGGAGGAAAAGUGAAUGGUGGAAGGAAGGGAAGGAUUUAA
Molecule: messenger RNA, 264 nt
Organism: Linum trigynum
Lineage: Eukaryota; Viridiplantae; Streptophyta; Magnoliopsida; Malpighiales; Linaceae
Source: the annotation of a GenBank genome assembly